AUGCAUGAGCAGCCACACAGAACAUACAAGGUUGUUAGGGAAUGGACGUCUUUCUUUCAGGUUUCACUGCCACAUUACACUUCAACGAAGUUUCUAACGGAAGCUGUCAAGCGAUAUAUCCAAUUCCUUCUCCUUAAACAAACCUAUUCGGAUCAAUUUCUGACACCUUGCUAUGACUUCGACAUUGUGUGGCAUACCCAUCAGGUGCACCCAUUGAACUACCUCCGUGAUUGCACAGCAAUAUUCGGCUCAUUGCUGAAACAUGACGACACCGUAAAUGACCGCACUAAAGGAAGUAAGCUGCUGAAAGGCGAGGCGUUAACGAAGAAACUGUGGGCGACUCAUUUCGAGGAACCAUUCUGGAGGCGAGGAUGUAUGUUCAGAGGACAUAAUGCACCGGCAUUCCUUGGAUUUGAAAACCAGGAUCUAUCCAAUAUCGCCUACGGGGAUGUCCAUGUGCCUUCGAUAGCCUUGAAAGAUAUUCCAGUUCAACGUGAACAAUUAAGGUUGAAACUUAGCUACGGUAAUAAAAAAGUGACGACAUUCAAUGCGGAUUUAUCGCAAAAACAGGUUACAAAAUCGGGAUUCUCCUUAGUAUGGCAACCGACGGACGCCUCAACGUCGGCAUCAAUCGUCAAAUUCCCGUUUGAGCGACGGGCGUCGAAGGACCUGCUUAUCGAAUUGGAAGUCUUUGACAAGAUGUUCUUGCAGCGGAAAGAUGUUAUUCGAUUAGUUGGAAGAGUAUCACUCGAUCAGCUUCUGCCUCCUACUAAUUCAAAAUCAGCUCAUAAUGUGGCCGAGGUGUGUCUUCGGUCAAGGGAUACUGAAAAUGAAAUGACUGCGAGAGUAAACGUUACUAUAAGUGUUACAUUGAGUCGCGAGCUACAACUCAUUGCUGGUGACUUCAUGGAGCAUCAAGUACAAUCCGAUUCACACCUCUCCUACCUCUGCCAAUGUGCCGCUCUAAAUCGUGGCGCUCUUACACCAACAACUACUGUACACAUUGCCACACAUAGUGUGGUCGACACUCGUGAUGGAGCAAAGUAUACAGUGCAGGUUGUCCAUUCAGCCGCCUUGCUCCUUUCGAUGAUUUUGGUCUAUGGACGGGAGCAACGACUGUUGGCCAUGGCACAUCUGAUAGGGGCUGACUCGCUGCCCAGUCGAGAUCAGCUCGACAACAACUUGGUAAUAAGUUCAUAA
Messenger RNA from Haemonchus placei, 1200 nucleotides. Lineage: Eukaryota; Metazoa; Nematoda; Chromadorea; Rhabditida; Trichostrongylidae. The record is from the annotation of a GenBank genome assembly.